Gadus morhua (Atlantic cod) is the source of this 6178-nucleotide messenger RNA. It is a transcript of the gene mybl1, whose product is annotated as v-myb avian myeloblastosis viral oncogene homolog-like 1. The record is from RefSeq and is a predicted model, not a curated record. Lineage: Eukaryota; Metazoa; Chordata; Actinopteri; Gadiformes; Gadidae. Gene Ontology annotation, molecular function: RNA polymerase II cis-regulatory region sequence-specific DNA binding; DNA-binding transcription factor activity, RNA polymerase II-specific. The coding region runs from base 416 to 2821 and encodes 801 amino acids. Gene Ontology annotation, biological process: regulation of DNA-templated transcription. Gene Ontology annotation, cellular component: nucleus. The transcript has 16 exons.
ACCCCCUCUGGAAGAAGGCUGGUCGGCGGGAUUCGGCGGGAUGAACAAAAAUGAUAAUGCCUCGGAGGACGAGUUGAGACCAGUGAGGGAGACAGUGCAGCGCAGCGAGGCGUGCACCACCGCGGACCAUUCGGAGUUUAUUUAUUACUAAUCAGACCAUAAACGCGCGGGUCUAGAUAAACGUGUUCUUUCUAGAUAAACGAAUCUGUUUUAGUAGGGGAUACACCAACGUCUAUUUGGACGGGUGUUGAAUGACCAAAACAAUGGUUUUACAGUAGGAGCGGUUCGUGCGUAAUGGUGUGGACUGCAGGAUGGCGCGUCGUCAACACUCAGCUCAUGUGGACUUCUAGAAGAGGACCGUCUCCUACCAUUCGUCUCCUUCACAAAGCGUUCCGCACCGCAGCGGGCUGUCAUCAUGGACCACGUCAAGACGCGCAGUGAUGAAGAGGAUGAAGAUCUGCACUCGACCGACCCGGAGAGCCGAGAGAAGAGCAAGGACAAGAGGCCGCUGUGUAAAGUCAAGUGGUCCCGGGAUGAGGAUGACAAACUGAAGAAGUUAGUGGAGCAGAACGGCACCGACUCUUGGAAAGUAAUAGCCGGACAUUUUACAGGGAGGACAGAUGGCCAGUGUCAGCAUCGCUGGCAGAAGGUGCUGAACCCCGAGUUGGUGAAAGGACCCUGGACAAAGGAGGAGGACCAGAAGGUGAUCGACCUGGUCCAUAAGUACGGGCCGAAGCGCUGGUCGGUGAUCGCCAAGCACCUCCAGGGCCGCAUCGGCAAGCAGUGCCGGGAGCGCUGGCACAACCACCUGAACCCCGAGGUGAAGAAGAGCUCCUGGACCCAGGAGGAGGACCGGGUCAUCUACCAGGCCCACAAGAGGCUGGGCAACCGCUGGGCCGAGAUCUCCAAGCUGCUGCCCGGCAGGACGGACAACUCCAUCAAGAACCACUGGAACUCCACCAUGAGGAGAAAGGUGGAGCAGGAGGGGUAUCUGCAGGACGGCUGCCGACCCUUCACCUCCUCCUCCUCCUCUUCCUCCUCCUCCUCCUCCUCCUCCCACGCCAAGAGACGCCAGCACAGGCCCUGUCCCCCGGCUCCGCCUCCUCCUCCCCCACCACCUCCUCCGUCGGAUCACCAGCACUGCGACCACAGCCCCCUGGCCCUGACCGGCCCCAACCAGAUGGGCGGAUAUCCUUACGACCAGCACACCGGACACCUGAUCGAGAGCCUGCUGGACUCCUCUGGCUUCCUCUCGCCGAGCUCCCUGGACGACCCAGACAGAGAGCAGCGAAUCAAAGAGCUCGAGCUGCUGCUUAUGUCAGCAGAGACUGAGGUCCGUCGCCGCGACGACCAGCGACGGGCCCCCCCCCUCAGCGUGGAGCAGCAGCUCUUCUCCUGGUCCGACGGGCCCCUGACCCCCACUGGGACCCCCCCCAGCAGCACCAGCAGCCAGGAGGACCAGGAGGCCCCGGGGCCCUGGAGGGGGGCCCCCCACCAGGGAGAGGGACCCCCCGCGGGGCCGCUCCCCGUCUCCCCCAGCAAGUUCCUGGCGGCGGAGGCGAGCACGGUGCUGUCCACCCUGCACACCAUCCCCGAGUUCGCCGAGACCAUGGAGCUCAUCGACUCGCUGUGCUCCUCUCUCCAGGACCCCAUGGCGUGGAGCGAGGUGGCCAGCUUCCACCUCUCCGACGGCGGGACGCCCCCCCGGAACGCCAAGGGAGCCUACUCCCCUUCUCCUCCUCCUCCUCAGGAGAGAACCACGACGGAGCAGCAGGAGCAGGAGGAGGACGAGGAGGAGGAGGAGGAGGAGGAGGACGUCCGCUACACCGUCCACGCCUUGGCCGCCGUCUCCGGCAGCCUCGGCAAACAGCGCACCCCGCUGGGCCCCGGCCGGGCCCCGACGCCGGGCCCCAACGCACCCAGGCCCGGGCAGACGUCCCUGGGUCGCGUGAGGAGGAGGACGGGGCAGUCCCCCAUGUGCGACCGCACCUGUCCGUCCUUCCUGGAGAACGUCCAGGUGUCCCCCAGGAAGACGCCCAGCAAGGGCCUGCCCUUCUCCCCGUCGCGGCUCUUCAACAUGUCGGGGGCUGACCAGCUGUGGCUGGACCACCCGUCCUACACCUCCACGCCCGUGUGCGGGCAGAAGGGUCUGCUGACCACGCCCAGCCACAACCUGCCCAAGAGCCAGAAGGAGAACGCGGGCUCCAGGACUCCGAAAUAUCGGAAGACUGUCAUGAUCCCGACUCCCAGGACGCCGACGCCGUUUAAGAACGCUCUGGCGGCGCAGGAGAAGAUGCACGGGCCGGUCAAGAUGGAGCCCCAGCCCCUGGCCUUCUUGGAGGAGGACAUCCGGGAGGUUCUGAAGCAGGAGACCGGAGCCGACAUCUUCAUCCGGACGGACGCCCAGCCGGACUACGACUCCUGGAAACACAACAUGAGCGGGCCGGCCAGGAAGGUGAGGAAGGCCCUGGUUCUGGACCCCUGGGGGAAAGACUGCCUCCACGUGGAGCUGUUUGAAGACCCACUCAACACAGCCCAGGUGGCGUCGGAGAGUCUCCUGAGCAGCUCGUUGCUCAUGACGCCCGCCUCGGAGAGAGGGGCCCCGGCCGGGAGGGACAGGGCCCCUCAGCAUCGCCACGGCAACCAGAGGACAAAGAGGAUGUCGGCCUCCCACAGGACCCCGCCGCGGCCGGAGAGGAAGGACUGGGAGGCGGUGGUCUACGGCAAGACGGAGGACCAGCUGAUCAUGACAGAGCAGGCCAGGCAGUACCUGAAACCCUACCCCAUCCCGGGCUCCACCGCCCGGACCCUCGUCCUCUGAACGGCCACCCCCCCCCCCACCACCAUCCACCCCUGUUGCUAAGGAAACAGAAACAAAGUUCUUCCGUCACAACGAGAGGCGCUUUUUCGACAACAGCAAGAGGCAGAAGGAUAAACUGUUGAAUCUGGAGUGGGGAACGUUUUGGGCUUUUUUCAGUUUCUAGGUUUUUAUAAUUUUUUCUGGACGGAGCAGACUCAACUGCCACUUACGUCAGCUCCAAAUACAAUGUCGUUAUUAUUUUCCGUUUCUAGGUCACUGCCAAGAUCCCCCUCUCAACCGCCGAUUGGCCGGUAGUUCGGUCUGUUUGUGUCUCCGCUUCGUACCAGUUGGGUACUGGUUGUACUGGUUUUGUUUUGCUGUGAUGGUGACUAGGGCUGGGUCUCGUGGCCAAUUUCCUAAAUCGAUUCGAUUUCGAUUCAUAAGGUUCUGAAACGAUUAAUCACGAUUCGAUUUGAUUCAAUCUGCUCUUGAAUAAUGAAAAUGGCUCUCUUCAUCUUAAACAACAGGUUGUAAGUGCAAACUUGUAAAUUGGACAGUUUAAACUUGAGCUGUAAACAAAAUUGUCUCAAGUCUCAAAAGUGCAAUUUUGAAAUUAGAAAGGAAUUGCAAGUGAAAGUGUACUUAAUCUACAACAAUCCAUCACUGAAAAUUGCAUUAAGGCAUUGUUUAUUAAAGUGCAAAAAUAAUAAUAAUGGUAACAACUAAAAAAAAAAAUUAGAAAAAAAUCUAGCUCAUGCCCUAUGAAUCGAUAUUGCAAAAUUGAAAUUAAAUAAAAAUUUUUGCCCAGCCCUAAUGUUGACGCCUCAUGCACAUACUCUCGGCUGUAGAUAGAGAUAGUUCAUAAUUAGCGUUGGCUACUUGUGAGCUUAAUAUUUUUAAUAUAUUUGUUGAAUGAAAGGGAAGACUUUUAAUAUGUUAACGCUGUUCAUUAGGUGUGUCUUCCAAGCUUUGUCGAGCUGAGGUCUUCCAUAAAACUCACGUUGACUAAAGGUUACAGGAAUGUUGUGUGAUCAGGAAAUAGUGCUAACUUUAUUUUCUUUUUAAAAAGUUCACCUUUUUGAUAUUAAACGGUUUGUAAGACCCCAGGAUAUUUGUUAAAGUUCUCUCUGUCCUGAUGGAAGCCUGCCAUUAUUUCUGUUCAUCUCCCCCCCCCCCCCUCGUGAUGUACGCACGCUCUGAAACUGGCCAGUUGACCAACCAUUGACAUCCAUUACCUCUCCCCUAACAGUAUCUUUGCUUUGUCCAAACCAAGUUAAUGCCUACGAAAUGCUGGAUUCGUUAGUUUUUGGGCACAGGGGAGUUUGUAUGGGCUUACUUGUGUUUGACAGAACAAAGAAGUAGCUAUAAGAGCGGCUGCGCACUCGAUUAUUAGAAUGGACGUCAAUGACCGGUCAACUGCCAGAUUUCAGACUGCACACACACAGGGAGAAGGGGAUGAGUUGAACAGAAAUCAUGGCUGAUUCACAUCUCGACAGACGAUGUUAACAAUCAACUUUCACCAAAUCAGCAAAAGUUCUUGAGGGAGACAUUUUUAUCGUGUUCGUUCAGUUUUGUUUUAUUUCAUGAAGAAUGCUAUCCCGAUGGAUAUCAUGUAUUUGGCAGACGGAGACAGGAAGCUGUCAUUAUUGCACUACCAGGGAGUUUCCUGUUGGAUGAAGAAAGGCUGGUUUUUUUAGGGAAACUGGUUUUAGCACUUCAGAAAUUAUGGUUUGUUCGCCAGUUGAAGGGUAGGACUGAGGCCAUAGUGCUCUGUGGAUUUUUUUAUCUGAAAUGGCUUAAUCUUAGGAAUCAAUACAUAUUCUUGGGAGAAGUCGAUCCUGGCUUAGGAUGGCCGUUUAAAACACUCUAAAAUAAGGAAAUAACCGAUAACUUCUAAAGCCAACUGUAUUUUCUCAAAGAGGAGGAAACCAGUUUGAAGGUUCCUGUGUGAGUCUGACAGACCAGUAUGUCCUGGUCAGAGCACACUGAGACUGACUCACAGUCAGAGGGAGGGCUGAGCUAUUUAUUUAACGUCUACUAAUUUAUUUAUUUUUAAAGAAAAAAACAACAGAAAUUUAAGAAACUAUUGAAGAAUUCUAUUUUCUUUUUUUUCCUCGCUGUUGAAGAAUAUCCACGUUGGUCUUCCAGAGACAACAAGUAUUUGUUGUAAACAGACACCGCCAUUUAAUAAUAAUAACAUGUAGUUCUAUCACUGAAUCAGUGUGUGUGUGUGUUCAUCUAGAAGGAUUUCUUUGCAGACCUCUAAUCAUAGGCAAAAUUGCACUUUUUUGUACUCAUUGUGUUUACUCGUGAUAACAUCGUUCGUGUGUGCUGAUAACUUAGCUCCUGGUGUGGGUUCGGAUGCGUUGCUCGUCUAAAUCCCCAAAGUGUGAUGAUGGUUGUAAGGAAAUAAGAUCGAGCUGCUUAUCUGUUAUCCUUUAUUAUUUAACGGAACAAUGUCCUGCCAUCCUGGCUCUGGCCCCUCCAGCUCUAUGGUGGACGGACCAGUCCCGAAGCCUUCCACACUAAACAUGUCGGGGGUUAGCUCCAUGCCCACUGCCAAGCCAAGAGGAGAAACUCACUCAGAAACGUCCAUGUUAACUCCCGCCCAAAAACAGACGUACGAGUUUAACCAGACGUGUGUCUGAAGCGCACUGUGCUUCCGUGUUCCCCGACCGGUGAUGACCUCACCUUGUCCGUCUCUUCAGUAGGAUUGAUCUUUGACGAUCUGUGAUCGGCGGUGACAAUUGUCCAGGAUUCCAGUAAUGCUAGGCCCAGCUCUUCCUUUAUAAUCUGGGUUUAGCAGACAAGAUUAUCUGGCAUUAUGUGUCUUGAGGAAAACGAUAAAGGGCUGAAUUAUCUUGUCAGGUCACACAUUUUAAACGAGGGUUUAAAGACGCUUAGACGAAGGGUUUAAAGACGUUUAAAGACGCUUAGACGCAUUAGCGGUAGUGCUGGAGGAGGUCCGCGGUUUGUGUACUACGGUGGCCUGGAUGGGUCAGACAGCUGAGUGUAUAUACUGUAAACGUGUGUGUUGUUGCUGUGUUGUUUGUUGGACUGUACAUUCCAUUUCUAGGAGUAAUAUAUUUGUUUCUUAACCGUUGGCCGCGUUGCGUCCGUGUAGUUGAGAUUACCUUGAAGUUCACGCAGAGGACAGUCGUAGCAGUCUCCACCUUCUCCCGUCGUCGACGCAUGACGCUUUAACCUUUGAGUCGUUUCUACCGUGUUUAACACUUGCAUCGUACUUUAGACAGUAUAACAGUAUUUUCAGUAUGUUGGAUCCAUUCCCCGAGGUACCUGUAGACUUUCUGCUGACUGCCAUUGUAACCAUGUACUUAAAGAGGGAAAAUAAAAAGCAUUUUGUUUGCAUGAAAUCCA